Molecule: messenger RNA, 615 nt
Organism: Penaeus monodon (black tiger shrimp)
Lineage: Eukaryota; Metazoa; Arthropoda; Malacostraca; Decapoda; Penaeidae
Gene: Use1
Product: vesicle transport protein USE1-like
Exons: 5
Coding region: 1-615 (204 amino acids)
Biological process (GO): retrograde vesicle-mediated transport, Golgi to endoplasmic reticulum
Cellular component (GO): endoplasmic reticulum; SNARE complex
Molecular function (GO): SNAP receptor activity
Source: RefSeq, a predicted model, not a curated record
AUGGCUUCAAGAGAAAAUUCCGGAAUUGGAGAAAAGUCCAAAUAUCUAGAAGGUAUUAAGAAUAGAUCUUCAACAGUUCCUCUGCAAAUCAAGGUUACCAAAUAUACACUCUAUGUUUGUCCUAGUACGAAGGUGCUAGACUCAGGCACAGCAACACAGAUGAUACCACACGGACCGGCAACGACGAGCGACCACACUGUCACCCAGCAGAUUCACCAGCGCACGCAGGCCAAGACCACCAACCGGCUACGACAAGAUCUUCUAGGUCUUGACCCUGAUGGAGAAAGCGAGCUGCACCAGCGCAAGGGAGCCUAUGGAGGGGAUGUGAGCGCGGACGACUUCCAGAGAAAGAUGUUGAAUGACGAGCAGAAGCGUGAGAAGAUGGUGGAGGACAUGAUCAUCAUGACGAGGGAGUGGAAGGAGCAGUCAAGGAUCGCCAACAAGAUUAUUAAGAAGGACAUAGAUGCACUGGACAAGUCAUCGAAGGUGGCCGACUCUAAUCAGACACACCUGAAGGUCGAGGCAAACAGGCUGGCCGAGUACAACAAGCGAGCGUGUAACUUCUGGAUAUGGAUCAUGAUCAUCAUUGUCUGCUUUACGUUCAUUGGUAAGUAA